AUGGGGGAGGUUAGAACCAAAGACAGAUUGAAAGCAAUGGGAAUGGAAAUAGCAGAACAUUGCGAAAUGUGUGAGAUUCAUCCUAAAAAUGCAGACCAUCUGUUCUUUACUUGCAGGUUCACAACAGCCUGCUUACAAGGAAUAAAAACUUGGCUGUCUUGGAAUAUAGCAGCAGGUUCUUUGUAUGCUUUGACCAGGUGGAUUGGGAGAUCAAAGGUCAGCAAGUUCAAGAAAAAUGUUCUUGCUGCUUCUAUAAGUUGCCUGGUGUAUGCAAUAUGGAGAGCUCAGAACCUAAGCUUGUGGGAAAAAUCAAAAUCGGAUGUAGAGAAGAUAAUAGCAGGAGUGAAACAAGAAGUCAAAUAUAGAAUCAAUGUAGUGUGGUGUAGAGGACACUGA
Messenger RNA from Cannabis sativa, 396 nucleotides. RefSeq lists its product as uncharacterized. NCBI's taxonomy places the organism in Eukaryota, Viridiplantae, Streptophyta, Magnoliopsida, Rosales, Cannabaceae. The record is from RefSeq and is a predicted model, not a curated record. The coding region runs from base 1 to 396 and encodes 131 amino acids. The transcript has a single exon.